CUGACAUGCAUUAUGUUUAGCAAGAGUACAGUUAUUUAAAGACCACAAUGCAUUGAUAAAAGACUACAGCAAAAUAAUUCAAGAAAACAAGACACAUCUUAUGACAUCCAGCAGGAAUCCAGAUAUCCUCAGUAAAGAAGAUGGAAGGCUUAUUGAAAUCGAUUCCCACGCCGCCCGCACUCAGCAAACCCGUUGAAAUAAUCUCCAAAUUCAUUGGGAUUGCCCUGCCCAUCGCUGAGGUAUCAAUUGGUGCAGUAUUUCUCUAUGACUGCCCAAAGCAGCCCUAUAUUCCCAUUUAUCUGCUGGUGUCAGGUGUGUUCACGUUGGUGCUCGAUGUGGUGGCCUGGUGCCCGUGCCGUAAAAUACUUAAAUGCGUCUGCGCUUUAUAUGUCUGGUAUUUACUUGUGGGCCUUUUCCUCUUCUGUUGGUUCAUUGCUGGUAGUGUCUGGAUCUACUCGGUUUACCCGCCGGAUUACACUGGCACUGAUUAUUGUGAUAAGACUCUGUACCUGUUUGCUUUCUGGACCACCACUGUGGUCUAUAUAUUGCUGGCCAUUGCAUUACCGGUAUCUUACUACAAGGAGUACAAGGAGGAAGAAAGUGAUGGAAAUGUGGUUAACGUAUGAUGGACUAAUAACAAUGCUUUUUACUACUGAUAACCUUAUUCUGUUAUCUGUCUCUCUAUGUGUAUGAAUACAUUCAUGUAUUGUUGAACUUUUUGACGGGAGAUGUUUAUUACUCGGAUUCGAGGACCAGAAGUAAGAUGUAUAAGUGAAUGAAUGUGGGCUAUUCAGCAGCCGCCUGUCUUCAUGUUCCACAUAUUCAUUAUCAUGAUGAACUUGGUUUAUAACAAAGUGUAAUUUUAAAAACGUGUAAUUAUGAACUGUAUCUUCAUUAUUGACACAUUAACUCAAGCAGUUAUUUUGGAAAGAAACGUUUCGAUCUGAAGAUGCAAAGUUUGGUGUCAAUGAGUAUCUUUAAAUCUCUUAUUCAGUAAAGGAAAAAUUGAUUGAUA
Cyprinus carpio (common carp) is the source of this 1015-nucleotide messenger RNA. RefSeq names its product transmembrane protein 272-like. Lineage: Eukaryota; Metazoa; Chordata; Actinopteri; Cypriniformes; Cyprinidae. The record is from RefSeq and is a predicted model, not a curated record.